AUGGCGGAGCCUGGUUGCUUCGACCAGGAGUUCACAUGUGAACGGUGCUGUGACACCAGGGCGAUUCCCAUCGGGGAGCUGAGCUGCUGGAUGGGAGACAUCCGCUUUGCCACCUGCUGCGGCCUAACCAAGCUUCGCUUCCAGGCUGCUGCAAUGCUUCCGGCUAUGGAUCACCUUGCUGGGCCGCCAGCAACUUGCCCUCCCAAUGCGCAGGCCCACUGCUUUGACCCCUAUUUCCCCUGUGAGAGAUGUUGCGAUACUCGUAGAGGUGCCCAGGGCGACCUCGCAUGCUGGCCGGACACCGCGCCGAUGGGUUUGCGGACGCUGAGCUACAACUUCUGCUGUGGCUUGAUGCCCUUUGCCAGCAAUGAGCGCAUUGCCUGGUAG
Molecule: messenger RNA, 387 nt
Organism: Symbiodinium natans
Lineage: Eukaryota; Dinophyceae; Suessiales; Symbiodiniaceae
Source: the annotation of a GenBank genome assembly